Molecule: messenger RNA, 1647 nt
Organism: Vidua chalybeata
Lineage: Eukaryota; Metazoa; Chordata; Aves; Passeriformes; Viduidae
Product: S-antigen protein-like
Exons: 3
Coding region: 62-856 (264 amino acids)
Source: RefSeq, a predicted model, not a curated record
GGUUCCUAUAGGGGACAGGGCCCGGAGCAGUGUCCACUCUAGCGUCCACCCCUGCGGCCCCAUGGCCACCCUGGACUGUGUCCGAGCGGGCGGCCGGAGCCUGGAUCGCCGCCUGGACGCCGUCCCCGGCCAGGCCCUGCUGGCCGGCCUGCGGGCGGCCGGAGCCGUGUCCGAGCCCGAGGUGGCCGCGCUCGGACCGCCGGACAGCUCGGGCUGGGCGCGGCGACUCCGCGCUCUGGCCGUGGCCAAAGGGGACCGGACGUGCCACGUCCUGCUGACCGUCCUGGAGGGGCUGGAGGGGCCGCCCCGGCCGGGGCCCUUCGAUUUUUACGACCCGCAGCGCGACGCCGCGCCCGGGCACCGCUCGGACUGUCCGUGCUGCCGGCCGGAGCCCGGCCGGACGCGCGAGGAAGAGGAGGGCGCGCCCGGACACCGCGGCCAGGGCCCCGAGGAUGAGGAGGGAGAGCCCAAAAUCGGCGACGAAGGCCCCGGGGAUGAUGAAGGUGGAGCAGGGGAUGAAGGCCCCGAGGAUGAGGAGGGAGAACCCAAAAAUGAGGAAGAAACCCCCGAGGAUGAUGAAGGAGAGCCCAAAAACGGGGAUGAAGGCCCCGAGGAUGAGGAGGAUGGAGCAGGGGAUGAAGGCCCCGAGGAUGAGGAGGAUGGAGCAGGGGAUGAAGGCCCCGAGGAUGAGGAGGAUGGAGCAGGGGAUGAAGGCCCCGAGGAUGAGGAGGAUGGAGGGGAUGAAGGCCCCGAGGAUGAGGAGGAUGGAGGGGAUGAAGGCCCCGAGGAUGAGGAGGAUGGAGCAGGGGACGAAGGCCCCGAGGAUGAGGAGGAUGGAGGAGGGGAUGAAGAUUAGGGGGGGGAGGGACUGAGGAGGAGGAGGAGGGUGGGGAGGAAGAUGAUGGAGAUGAUGAAGAUGAUGAUGAAGAUGAUGAAGAUGAGGAGGAAUUUUGGGUCAAAAAAAGCCCAAAGUGGAGCUUUGAGCCUCCAUGGUGAUGAUGAUGAUGAUGAUGAAGAUGAGGAGGAAUUUUGGGUCAAAAAAGGCUCAAAAUGGAGCUUUGAGCCUCCAUGGUGAUGAUGAUGAUGAUGAAGAUGAAAAUUAUGAUGAUGAUGAAGAUGAGGAGGAAUUUUGGGUCAAAAAAGGCUCAAAGUGGAGCUUUGAGCCUCCAUGAUGACGAUGAUGAAGAUGAGGAAGAUGAGGAGGAAUUUUGGGUCAAAAAAAGCCCAAAAUGGACCCUUGGGCCUCCAUCAAAAUGAAGAUGAAGAUGAGCUCCAUGAUGAUGAUGAUGAAGAAAACGUUGACGAUGAAGAUGAUGACCAAUUUUGGGGUAAAAAAAGCCCAAAACGGACACUUGGGUCUCCAUGAUGAUGAUGAAGAUGAUGAAGAUGAUGAAGAUGAGAAAUUUUGGGUCAAAAAAAGCCCAAAUUGGGCCUUUGGUCCUCCACGAUGACGAUGAAGAUGAAGAUGGCCUCCAUGGAGAUGAUGAAGACGCCGAUGAAGAUGACGACCAAUUUUGGGUCAAAAAAAGCCCAAACCGGGCCCUUGUCCCACCCCACCCCCACCCGGAGCCUUCCUCCCUCCCCUCCUCCCCCUCGCCCCUCCCCCAAAUAAAGCCCCGCCCCCUCCGCUUUGGCCGCUUUGGGCUC